AUGAAUUUAUUAAAACUUACCGCCGAUUCCCGAUCACUAGUGCGUUUAGUACAUGAGAACUCGGAUCCUGAAUAUCCUCAGUAUACAAGCUUUUUAUCGAGGCUGAAAACAUUCGAUUCGCACUCGCCUCGAUCGUGUCAAGAUAAAUAUUCGCUGGCCGAAUGUGGUUUCACUUAUUCCGGAACGGGCGACUUGGUUCAAUGUCACUACUGCGGCUUAUUGUUGGGGCAAUGGGAAGAAAAUGAUGAAGUGUGGCAACAACACGCCAUGUACAACUCCAAAUAUGUAUUCGUAUUAUUAUAUAAAGGCAUGGAAUUUAUUGAAAAUGUAAAAAAUGAACUUAAUAACAAGCGUAGUAAUAAUGUCGGCCUUCGAGACUGUAGAUGUAAAUCAGAACCGUAUGAUGUUGGUAAUAAUCGUGAUAAUAGUAAUAGUCGAGCCCAUUUAUGUAAAUCUGAAUCGUACGAUUUUGUCGGGUGA
Messenger RNA from Metopolophium dirhodum (rose-grain aphid), 480 nucleotides. Its product is annotated as death-associated inhibitor of apoptosis 1-like. Gene Ontology annotation, cellular component: cytoplasm; nucleus. The record is from RefSeq and is a predicted model, not a curated record. The coding region runs from base 1 to 480 and encodes 159 amino acids. The transcript has a single exon. Gene Ontology annotation, biological process: regulation of cell cycle; negative regulation of apoptotic process; positive regulation of protein ubiquitination. Lineage: Eukaryota; Metazoa; Arthropoda; Insecta; Hemiptera; Aphididae. Gene Ontology annotation, molecular function: cysteine-type endopeptidase inhibitor activity involved in apoptotic process; ubiquitin protein ligase activity.